AUGAUCAAUAAUAAUAUUGCUACCACUGAUGCUGAAUUGCAUCACAAGAAGAAGACGAAUAAGAGAAAUGGAUGUGCAUUUUUUGUUUGGGCUCAACUUCUUACACAACUUUCUAUAACAGUGGCUAUUACUGUCUAUACAAUUAUACAAAAUAAUCGCGAUCAAUCAAUUGCACAAGCUAAUCGUCAACAAGAUAUUUAUCUUGCCAAUGAGAUGCGCAAUAAAGAUCUUGAUAUCGCUCAAGAAAAUCGCCUCAACGAUAUAUUAAUUGCCUAUGAUCACCAAAGAGAAAAUAUUUUAAUCGAAUAUCAAAAUUUUGUAAGUGAUUUAUUAAACAAGUAUGGUAUAACAUUAAAUGAUAGUGCUGCCCGAUUUGUAUCUCGCUUUAAAACAUUGGCCGCUCUGCAACAAUUGAAUCCAGCACGACGUACAUUUCUUAUUCGAUCACUUAUUGAAGCCAAGUUGGUUACCUACAAUGAUAAUUUAACACCUUCUUUGGUAUCGCCAAUCAUUCAGUUAGCUACGGCUAAUCUAAGUGAAAUUGAUCUGAGUGAAACCAGUGACUCUGCUUUUGUAUCACAGUUAGCAAGUUGUCUGGCAUUUGACAGUACUAUACUCAAUCGAGCUUUAUUUCGUCGAAAACACCUAACUGGUUCAACUUUUAUCGAUGCAAAAUUGAAUUACGCUGACUUUUCUUCAAGCAUUAUAGGAUUUCUGAAUGAAUGCUCCAAUCAAAGGAUAACUGCAAAGAUCUCAGUCAGUUUUAAAGAUGCUGAUAUGUCUUAUGUCAAUUUUUACAAAGCUUUUAUUGACAAUGUUGAAUUUAUAUUUGCGCGAAUGAUAGGAGCUAAUAUGACCAAUACUAUUUUCGGCCAUGAGAUCAACUUCGCUCAUACAAUAUUGGCAGAAAGCAAUUUUUAUAUGGCACAAUUUACUGAUGGACGUUUUGUCUUUUACCAUGCCAACAUGACGAGUUUCAAUGGAACUCGAGCAAUAUUUAACAAAUGUUCUUUCUAUGAAACUCUACUUUUCAAUUGUUCUUUGAUCUAUUCAAUAAUCAAUCAAUCCUCCUUUACUGCAGCCAAUAUGACCAAUUGUCAAUUGAACAAUGCUCAGCUAACCAAUGUCGACUUUCGUAGAGCAAACUUGAAUAAUGUUGAUAUGUCCAAUAUUAUAUGUGUAGCGAAUUGUUCGUUUUCUGGAACUGAUCUAACAGGAGCUAUCUUACACAAUGCAACAAUUAUGAGCAGUAAUCUUUUGACUGCAACAUUUACUGAUCAACAAUUGGGACAGACUCGAACUUUAGCUGGAUCAACAUUGCCAAACGGGACUGUUGUGCCCAUGACAUAA
This is a messenger RNA of Rotaria sp. Silwood2, 1350 nucleotides long. NCBI's taxonomy places the organism in Eukaryota, Metazoa, Rotifera, Eurotatoria, Philodinida, Philodinidae. The record is from the annotation of a GenBank genome assembly.